Molecule: messenger RNA, 714 nt
Organism: Hydatigera taeniaeformis
Lineage: Eukaryota; Metazoa; Platyhelminthes; Cestoda; Cyclophyllidea; Taeniidae
Source: the annotation of a GenBank genome assembly
AUGAAAGCCACCAGAUCCAAAUUGGCUCCAAGCAAAAGCACUGUUUAUGUAUCUAACGUGCCUUUUUCACUCACUAAUAGCGAUUUACAUAAACUACUGGAACCUCACGGCCAAAUUACUAAGUAUGUUGCUGUGAUGUUGCUUUCACAUUUACCACGUUUGUUAUUUGGUAUUGUGAAGUAUAACACUUCAAUAAUAGCACUUAAUGACGCUUAUUUCAGAGUCACAAUAUUGAAAGACAAGCUGACCCGAAAGAGCAAAGGCGUCGCUUUCGUUCUCUUUCUGAGUGUGGAGGAUGCCCAACGAUGCGUUCGUCAUCUUAAUGGCUGUGAAGUGAGGCUCCUCACCGUGAAUAUUGUUUUUGGGAUCUUUUCAUCUCGUCAUAAUCUCAUUUCUUCUUCUUCGCAGAAAAUCGGCCAUCUGAGCUACACUUGUCCGAAUAACGUCUUCGGUGCACGGGUUCGUCCCAGAAGCAAAAGGUCUGAACGCAAAACUCAACAACUAUCGUUUGGAGCUCUAGCUAGCGGACCGGAAGUUCACGAGCAUGGGAUGGAUGAAGUGGACACUGGGGAGAAUGCGGACACUUGGAGCGCUGUCGUUAACUUCAGUCGUUCCUUAACUGACUCCGCCACCAGUUGCUCUCCUCCUCAUUGGAGGCGAAAGAUACGCAGAGACUCCUACUUCUCCGAUGAAGAGAAUUUCGAGAAUGUCUGA